AUGCAAGUGACGGUGACAUCGGCAGAUGGAGGUCAAGUGGUUCAGAUCAGUGUAGAGUCCACGCAACAUCUCAGCUCUGUAGCUCCACAGCUUCAGCAACAGUUUGGCAUCCCUGCAGCAUCGCAAAUUCUUAUGCUGGACGGCAACCCGCUAGUUCUCAACCAAACGUUCGAGCAGACGGGUGUAAAGGAAAAUGAUCUGCUGGUGAUUAUGCGCAACCCCUCGGCUGCAUCUACUACUUCAUGGCCCGCUGUACCGAGUGCAGAAGGUUUUACGGCUCGUCCAGACAUGAAGCUGCACGAGAUUCCGGGAAAUGCCUCGCCGGAAAUUCUUCUCGAUAUUAUGGACAAAAACCCUCAGCUUCUGGCAGAGCUGCAACAAGCCAAUCCGAAGUUGGCGACAGCACUUCAGACCAAGAGUGUGUCGGAAGUGCGCAUGGCUCUGAUGCAGAUGCAUAUGGAGACAGCGUCACGAAAGUUUGAGGAGCAACGGGAAGUUGAGGCUCUGGAGCGAAACCCAUUUGAUGCCGAUGCUCAAGCCAAAAUUGCGGAGCGUAUCCGCCUAUCGAACGUGCAAAAGAAUAUGGAGAUUGCUAUUGAAGAGAUGCCCGAGGCAUUUGGGCACGUCACCAUGCUUUACAUUCAUUGCGAAGUAAAUGGAACACAAGUGAAGGCAUUUGUCGAUUCCGGAGCACAAUCGACCAUCAUGUCAUCAAAUUGUGCAGAGCGAUGCGGAAUUAUGCGGCUUGUGGACAAGCGUUUUGCUGGCCAGGCUGUUGGCGUGGGCACGGCAAAAAUCAUUGGCAGAGUGCACAUGGCCGCAUUAAAGAUUGGGGAUGAGUUUUACAACUGCAGCUUCACAAUUUUGGACCAACAGGGUGUUGACUUCCUGUUCGGUCUAGAUAUGCUCAAGCGGCAUCAGUGUUGCAUUGAUCUGGGUAAAAACGUUCUGCGUCUUCAUGAAGGCGAUCGUUUCCAUGAAGUCUCCUUCUUGCCGGAACAUGAGAUCCCGUCGUCGGAGAAUCGCGCGGGUUCCGCACAGCCUCCGGCCACAAUUGGCGGUAUCCCUGUUCCGGCCUUAACUCCAGGGUCCACGCCAACUUCUGCCCAAGCCGUUGCAUCUUCUGUGCCAGCUCUUACAGUUGAAGGUCACAAUGACCACGCAAAGGUCGCUCAACUCGUGUCAUUGGGUUUUCCUGAGCAGCAGGCAAGAGCUGUUCAAGCGCUGCAGACUUGCAAUGGCAAUGUCGAAAUGGCUGCCGGGCUUCUAUUCGAGAGCAUGUAG
Messenger RNA from Peronospora farinosa, 1284 nucleotides. NCBI's taxonomy places the organism in Eukaryota, Oomycota, Peronosporomycetes, Peronosporales, Peronosporaceae. The record is from the annotation of a GenBank genome assembly.